Messenger RNA from Clunio marinus, 198 nucleotides. The record is from the annotation of a GenBank genome assembly. Lineage: Eukaryota; Metazoa; Arthropoda; Insecta; Diptera; Chironomidae.
AUGAUGAUGAUGACGAUAACUCCUAGGAACAAGGCCUUGACUUUUAUUGCAUCUCGUGAUUUCUCGCCCAUUGAUUGUUUGACCUUUUUUCCAUUCUUCAGUGAUUCAUAUCGAUGGAAUCAUCAGGAAAUUACCGAAAAUUAUCCAGCAUUCUUUAAAAACCUAUUGAAAAUUCAAGUAUUUUCAUGCAUGCACUAA